AUGUCGGACCAAGAUAGCGCACCGGCCUCCCCAAGUAAAUUGGCUCCCCACCACAAUAUAUUUAUGGCCAGCUUGGAAAGCUCCCCCACAAAAGACAGGAACGGUUCCAGCCAAAAUGCCCCAUCUUCCAAAGUCAUUGAAUCAUUGCACGACCAGAUCGAUAUGUUAACAAAGGCAAAUUUACAAUUGACCACGCAAUCUCAGAACUUAUUGAGCAAAUUGGAGUUAGCACAAUCUAAAGAAUCAAAACUAUUGGAGAACUUAAACCUUCUAAAGAAUGAAAACGAAAACUUGAGUUUGAUAUUCGAAAGAAAAAAUAAGAAGUUAAAGGAAGUAGAGAAAAAUUUUAGUGAUUUGAGUAACGAUUACAAUGUACAAAAGGAAAAAUUGACCGAAUUGAACAAAGUGAUGGAAAAUUCCAGUGUCAUGGAAAAGACAAGUUCCGAGAAAUUACAAAAUUUGGAGGUCCAUUAUGAUUCUUUAUUGGAAUCACAGAAUUUCUAUAAAGAUCACUAUUCUAAUGAAAUUUCCAAACUAAAUGAGAAAAUCAGUUUCUUGGAACUAGAAUUGAGUAACCAAAAUCUAAAUUUCGGUUCGGAUGCUAGUUCUAAUUCAGAUAUAGAGUUAAAUCUGGCUAAAUUCAACGGCUCUGUUAAUGAUUUGAAAGCCAUGGAAACAGAAAAGGAUUCAAAAUUAAGCAAGAUAAUCGGGCAAACUUUAAAUGAGCUGAAUUUAGAAAACUGGUUAAGCUUGUAUGAGACAAAUGAGAGUCUGAUAUCAUCUUUUGCUGAAAAGAUGGAUUUGAACGAUGUUUUGGAGAAAAAUGAUGACAAGAGGAACAAUAAAGAUACGGUCCUCCAAAAUCUGAAGAAGAAUGUGCAAACGCAAAUCGAAAGUAGUAACGCUAACAAUAUGGACAAUGGCAAUGAAUCAGACAUACUUCCUAUCAAGAUGGUUAAAUUGAGAAAGACGCCAAACCCAAACGAUCCGUCUUCGAAUAGCAGUAAUAGUAGCAACAAAAGAAGAAGCUUUUAUACUGCAUCGCCAUUACUGUCGUCAGGUUCUGCGCCAAAAUCGUCAUCCCCCGUUUUGCCUGGUGUCAAAAGGACAGCAUCAGUGAGAAAGCCGAGCACAGGUAACAGCAAGGCAAAUAUAAUGCAUAAUAUUGAUACAAGUACAACCCCUACAAUAUCAGCACCACCUGGGGCUACAAGACAAACUUCAUCCGCUCAUAAAAAGAAGAGAAACAGUACGGUUAUACACGGGAAUCAACCCUGA
This is a messenger RNA of Saccharomyces eubayanus, 1278 nucleotides long. It is a transcript of the gene SHE3, whose product is annotated as She3p. The transcript has a single exon. Gene Ontology annotation, biological process: endoplasmic reticulum inheritance; mRNA transport. The record is from RefSeq and is a predicted model, not a curated record. The coding region runs from base 1 to 1278 and encodes 425 amino acids. NCBI's taxonomy places the organism in Eukaryota, Fungi, Ascomycota, Saccharomycetes, Saccharomycetales, Saccharomycetaceae.